Molecule: messenger RNA, 600 nt
Organism: Dracunculus medinensis (Guinea worm)
Lineage: Eukaryota; Metazoa; Nematoda; Chromadorea; Rhabditida; Dracunculidae
Source: the annotation of a GenBank genome assembly
AUGAAGAAUGAGCGCAAUAGUUCCAAUAUUUUGCUAUUUAUAGGAGUGUUUGGUGCACGUUGCGAUCAAACUGAUUGGAUUCUACACUUUUUCUUUAUUUCCAAUUUUUUCCCAAACGAAUGUAUGCCAUGGAUGUGGUAUUUGUCAUUGGAUAUGCAAUUGCAUCUAAUUGCUCCAUUUCUAAUAUCUGUAAUAUUAAAAUGGCGAACAAUUGGCAGAAAUAUUAAUAUUGCCAUUGCGGUUGCUUCAAUCCUAUACCGAUUAGUUAUAUUGAUCAUCUAUAGACACUUUAAAAUUUUUUCCAGAGCAUUAUGGGCGACAGGUUUAGCCAUUUUUAUUUGGCUAUUAGAAAACAAUUAUUGGAAAUUUGCUUAUAAAUUAUUAGGCAAUGAAAAAUGGUUAUCCUUGUCACGUGUUAGUUAUGGUCUCUACUUGGCGCAUGAGCCACUGAUCUUAUAUUUUGUAUGGACGAGGCGAGAAGCCAUUAAGGCGAGAUCGCUUUUUUAUUUAAUCGUAUUUGGUUUGGAAAUGUACAUUCUCUCUACAAUCAUCGCAAUUAUUUUGGCCAUUGUAAUAGAGGUUCAUUUCUGCUUCCACUAA